Molecule: messenger RNA, 534 nt
Organism: Pelobates cultripes (western spadefoot toad)
Lineage: Eukaryota; Metazoa; Chordata; Amphibia; Anura; Pelobatidae
Source: the annotation of a GenBank genome assembly
AUGAAGUCAUCUGAUCCUUUUCCCAGGUCUGGGGCUAAUGAUGAUUUCCAUAUGAAUAUGAUUCGAGGAUUGUGUUUGGGAGAUAGGAAGUCAUGGCCGUGGUAUGGUCCUGAUCCAGAUUGGGAUAAGGAAUAUAUGAAAGCAGGAGGUGAAAAUUGGUUGCUGAUAGCCCCUCAUUGGUAUCCUUUUAGUGUAACAGGAAAGGUUUUAAAGGGAGCUAAGAAACACCUGGCUAAGAGAAAGGGAACUGUUGACAGUAAUACUAUUUGCUUUUCUAUAGAAGCCCCUCCUGAUAAUCUAUAUCCACCACCAACUGUGCCCCCUACCCAGUUAGCCCCCGGCCAUGCCCAACCACAACCCCCCCCUCCCUAUAAAGCAAUGUAUCCUGCUGUACCUAAUGCCCCCUCAGAGGAUGAUAUAGAGGAUAUUUCUGUUGCUGCAGCUGUUAAUUCACAAUCACAGCAAUUACAGGAAUCAUCAUCUACACCAGAUUCUGAUAUAGAAUACCCACCGCCACCUCCUGGUACAGUUUAA